AUGGGCCGGUCUACGGCGCUCGCAUGGCUGCUUGCAUGCGUGAUGGCGUGCGCCGCGGGGCCCGCGAGCGGCGUGGCGCUCCUGCGCGAGCACGCGCCCACAGGUCUCCCGCCCUCGACGGCCGCGUGGGUGACGCAGCUGGCCGGCAACACCGGGCUCCAUCCGUCGCUGCGGAUAGCCCAGACGGAGGAGGGGCCCGGGGGCGCCUAUGUCGCCCGGGCGGUCCGUGACAUCCCCGCGAGUGAGCCUCUUCUGCGCGUCACGACGAGAGCCGGCGUGACGCCGGGGUUCGCCGCCGACGACGUCGACCUGGUCAAGGCUGCUGCGUUCAUACUCCUCCUCCAGGACGGCGUGCCGGCGCGCGAGGCGGCGUCGCGAGCGGCCCGGGCCAGCGCGCAGGAGGUGGUUGCUGUGCAGCGCAGCCAGCGGAGCGGCAAGGCCGCGACGCAGGGCGCGGAUCUCGCGCUCGUCGCGACCGCUGUGGUCCACGAGCACUUCGCGCGCGCAGGCCGGCUGCCUGCGCGCAGGGCAUGGCUGGCGGAGCAGCUCGAGCGGCCGCUGCCAAGCACGCCCGACCAGUGGACGCCCGCAGAGCGCGCCCCGCUGGACUGCACCGAGGCCAGCGAGGCGCACCUCGACCUCCCGAGCAGCCUGUCUGCGCUGUUCGAGCGCUUCCUGCAACCUCUCACGGCACACCUCCCCGCAGAGUUUCCGCCCAGCGUAUACAGCAAAGACCGCUUCGAGUGGGCCGCGCGAAGGGUGCUCGCGUGGUCGGUCGACGUGCCCGCCCCGCCGGGAUCGCCGGGCGCCCCGAUCCCCGCCCUGAUGCCCAUCCUGUCUGCCUUUCGCGUCGCGGCGUCCGGCGCGGCCGUCGCGCACGUCGAGUUCCAGUACGAGGGCUCCCCCGACGAGGCGGUCGCGGUCGCGGCGGCGCGGCGCGCCGUGCGGGCCGGAGAGGAGGUGGUCCUCGCGCCGUGGCGUGACGGGCGCUCGCUGCUGCGCACGCGCGGCGCGGUGGUCGCCGGCAACCCGCACGACGUCCUCGAGGUCGCGAUCCCGCUCGCGGGGCCGCCGUCGGAGGACCCCCGCCGCGCCCGCCGCGUGCAGGCGUUCGCCCCAGUCCUGGCCGACAUGCCCGACGUCGUCCGCCUCGCAGACGCGCCGUCCGGCGACGGCGGGCUCGCCGCGUUCGUGACGCUGCGUCCGCACGCCCGGGACGACCGCGGCGCGACGGCGGCGGUGCGUGCGGCGCGCGUUGCGGUCGCGGACAGCGACACUCUGAUGGACUUUGUGUUCACGACGGAGCUGUUGACGGGCGACGAUCGGCCGUACACGUUCGAGAUCGAGCAGCGUGCGCUCGGGCUGGCGGUGCGGGCGCUCGCGGCGUGCGACGCGUGCCCCGGGAGCGUGCGCGGGGACGAGGACACAGUGGCGCGCGCGGCGGGGGCGGCGCGCACGGCGACGGAGUACCGCGUGGCGCGGCGGCGGCUGUGCGUGCGCGCGCGAGAGACGUUCGAGGAGGCGUUGCGGGAGCUCGCAGCGCGGGGGCCGCGGGCGCCGUACCCGGUGCGCGACAUCAACGCGCUAGUUAUGAUGACGGAGGGGGAGACGCUGCCGCGGUGGGGGUGGCGCGCGGUGCCCGGGGCCGCAUGA
Molecule: messenger RNA, 1653 nt
Organism: Pedinophyceae sp. YPF-701
Lineage: Eukaryota; Viridiplantae; Chlorophyta; Pedinophyceae
Source: the annotation of a GenBank genome assembly